AUGUCAAAAUCAAACGAAACAGCAAUAGGAAUAGAUUUAGGAACUACAUAUUCAUGUGUAGGUGUAUUUAUAAAUGAUAAAGUUGAAAUCAUAGCUAAUGAUUAAGGAAAUAGAACAACUCCUUCAUAUGUAGCCUUUACAGAGAAUGAAAGAUUAAUAGGAGAUGCUGCAAAGAAUUAAGUUGCUAGAAAUCCUUAAAAUACAGUUUUUGAUGCUAAGAGACUUAUUGGAAGAAAAUUCAAUGAUCCAACAGUUUAGAAGGAUAUUAAAUUAUGGCCAUUUAAGGUAGAAGCAGGUGCUGAUGAUAAACCAUUGAUAGUUGUUAAAUUCAAGGGAGAAACUAAGAAAUUCCAUCCAGAAGAAAUUUCAUCAAUGGUUUUAACAAAAAUGAAGGAGAUAGCAGAAGCAUAUCUUGGAAAAUAAGUUAAGAAUGCAGUUAUUACAGUACCAGCAUAUUUCAAUGAUUCAUAAAGAUAAGCAACUAAAGAUGCUGGUUUGAUUUGUGGAUUAAAUGUACUUAGAAUAAUAAAUGAACCAACAGCAGCUUCAAUAGCUUAUGGAUUAGAUUAGAAAACAAAAGGAGAAAAGAAUGUUUUAAUAUUUGAUCUUGGUGGUGGUACAUUUGAUGUUAGUUUAUUAACAAUUGAUGAAGGAAUAUUUGAAGUUAAAGCUACUUCUGGUGAUACUCAUUUAGGAGGAGAAGAUUUUGAUAAUCGUUUGGUUGAGUAUUGUUGUGCAGAAUUCUAGAAGAAAAAGGGAAUCGAUUUAAGAUCUAAUGCUAGAGCUUUGAGAAGAUUAAGAACUUAAUGUGAAAGAGCUAAGAGAAUAUUAUCAUCUGCCAAUUAAACUACAAUUGAAUUAGAUGCUUUGGCUGAAAAUGAAGAUUUUAAUUGUUCAAUCACAAGAGCUAAAUUUGAAGAAUUAUGUUUAGAUCAAUUUAAGAAAUGUAUUCCACCAGUUGAAUAAGUUCUUAAGGAUAGUGGUAUGUCAAAGAGUUAAAUCCAUGAAGUAGUAUUAGUAGGAGGAUCAACAAGAAUUCCUAAAGUUUAAGAAUUAUUAAAGGAUUAUUUUAAUGGAAAAGAGUUGAAUAAAUCAAUUAAUCCAGAUGAAGCAGUUGCAUAUGGAGCAGCAGUAUAAGCAGCAAUAUUAACUGGAACUGGAUCAUAAAAAUGUGAAAACUUAGUAUUAUUGGAUGUAACACCAUUAUCUUUGGGUAUUGAAACAGCAGGAGGUGUUAUGAGUGUAUUGAUUCCAAGAAAUACUACAAUUCCUACUAAAAAGAGUUAAGUAUUUACAACUUAUGCUGAUAAUUAACCAGGAGUCUUAAUUUAAGUAUUUGAAGGUGAAAGAUAAAUGACUAAAGAUUGUCAUAAAUUAGGAUAAUUCUAAUUAGAUGGUAUUGCUCCUGCUCCUAGAGGUGUUCCUUAAAUUGAAGUCACAUUUGAUAUUGAUGAAAAUGGUAUCAUGAACAUUCUUGCUGAAGAUAAGGCUUCAAAGAAAAAUAAUAAGAUCACUAUUACAAAUGAUAAGGGAAGAUUAUCUAAAUAAGAUAUAGAUAGACUAGUUAAUGAAGCUGAAAAGUAUAAAGCUGAUGAUGAAAAAAUUAAAUUAAGAAUUGAAGCCAAAAAUAAUUUAGAGUCAACUGCUUAUCAUAUGAAGAAUACUAUGAAUGAUGAAUAAUUUAAGGAUAAAUUCACUUCUGAUGAAAAGAGACAAUUAUCAGAUUUAGUUGAAUAAACUUAAAAAUGGUUGGAUUCACAUUAAAAUGAAGAAGCUGAUGUUUAUAAAGACAAAUUAAAAGAACUUGAAUCUAAAUUCCAUCCUAUUAUGUAAAGAGUAUAUGCCUAAACUGGAGCUGCUGCUGGAGCUGGAGCAUCAAUGCCUAAUAUGAAUAGAGGAGCUGGAUCAGAAUUCAAACCAACAGUAGACCAAGUCGAUUGA
Molecule: messenger RNA, 1941 nt
Organism: Paramecium pentaurelia
Lineage: Eukaryota; Ciliophora; Oligohymenophorea; Peniculida; Parameciidae
Source: the annotation of a GenBank genome assembly